CAAAAAUUUGUUAAUUGAAAAAAAAUGCCCCCGCUGAGGAUAAGAUGAUUUUUCUUAAGUUUUAACGGGAAGCAGAUUCCAAACAAGCCAUGCUCAUGAUUUUCUCCACAUCUGCUCUCCCUUCUCCAUAUUUUCCCUCAGGUAGAGCCCUUCCAACACCUACCAGUUUAGGAGCUUUAUGUGCUCAAAAGAUGCAAAUGGUUUGUAAUUGUAGCUGCCCAAAUCAUGACUUGAAAUAUGACAGUUCGAGGUUACGAAAUGGAUAUAUAUUGCAUUGUGGUGAGAACUUAAGGCGGAGGUUCUUUCUCUCCUUUUUGGUUUCAUCAAGCUUGUUUCCAACUUUAUUUUCUUCUGCAAAGACAAAGAGUAAAAACCCCUAUGAUGAAAGACGGCUGCUAGAACAGAAUAGACGAAUUCAGAAGGAGAACAAUGCUCCUGACGACUUUCCAAAUUUUGUUAGAGAAGGUUUUGAAGUGAAGGUAGUAACAUCAGAAAAUUAUAUAAAGCGUGAUUCUGGGCUUAUUUAUUGGGAUAUAGAAGUUGGCGAUGGUGAUUGCCCAAAAGAUGGUCAGCAGGUUACUUUCCACUAUGUGGGAUAUAAUGAGUCAGGCCGGCGCAUUGACAGCACCUACUUACAGGGAUCUCCUGCCAAAAUCCGCAUGGGUACUAAUGCAUUAGUUCCAGGAUUUGAAGAAGGAAUACAAGACAUGAGACCCGGUGGGAAAAGAAGAAUAAUCAUUCCUCCUGAGCUGGGACCACCUGUAGGACCUUCCACAUUUUUCAGCUCAAAACAGUUUGAAGUUUUUGAUGUGGAAUUGCUUAGCGUGCAGAACUGUCAAAGAAGAACAAUAGCUUUUUAUUCUGAUGUUGUGUGUAAUUGAAGAGCUAAAGCUACUCUUCUUGUGCUCAAAGAAGCACAAUAGCUUUUUAUUCUGAUAUUGUGUGUAAUUAAAGAGAUAAAGCUACUCUUCUUGUGCUUCGAAAUGGAUCAUGGUGUUAAUGCCUUACAUGAAGAGAACAUGAGUUUUGUAGUUUGUGCUACUUGUCAAGUCACCAUGAAACAUGGUUGAAGAUUCUUGUUUUAAUGGAAAAUAGUUACAAAA
Messenger RNA from Carica papaya (papaya), 1103 nucleotides. RefSeq names its product FKBP-like peptidyl-prolyl cis-trans isomerase family protein. Gene Ontology annotation, molecular function: peptidyl-prolyl cis-trans isomerase activity. Lineage: Eukaryota; Viridiplantae; Streptophyta; Magnoliopsida; Brassicales; Caricaceae. The record is from RefSeq and is a predicted model, not a curated record.